AUGGACCACUGGAGUGCUGUGGUGGGUUCCAAAGUUCAGCUGGACAGAGAAGAUAGUAUCCAACAUAAAACUGCUGGGAGACUCUCAGGGGAACUUUUAGUCCUGGGAGCAAGUAAAGGCACAGCUUGUAUGGAGAAGGUGAAUGAAGAAUUACUUUUCACCACGCUGUACAAAAACCAGAGGAUGUUGAAUGGAACUUGCAAGGAUCUCAUUCAGAACACACAGACAGGCACCAUGUACGAUGACAAGGCUGAUAGCUCAAAUGAUGCUGGAGCAGCUAGUAAACCUGCAGAGAUGCCUACACAGAGAAGAAAACGGAUCUCCACUGUGCCCAAUCUUGCCAAACCCAGAGCUGGACCAUCAUCUGCUCAACAUUCUCCAUCAAAAGAGGAGAGGCAAGCAUCACAGGCUCCUGAUGGCAGUGCUUCGCUUCAGAAGGAUUCCUCUCCAUCAGAAAAGAGUAAUGUUGAAAGGUCUUUAAAGUCUUCUAUGCUGCCUGAAAAGAAAACACCCGUGCCACAAGUGCCACAGUUUUCCCCACUAAAAAAAUCAGUGAACAAAGAACAAACUGUAGGUGUCACUGCUCAAAAAAAUGAUGAUACCUUGCAGAAGAAUGUACCCUCCCCACUCAAGGAGAGACCAACACAGGAAAGAACAGGAACACAAGAGGAAAAGCUACCUGUGAAACUUAUUCCUGUAAAAGAGAAACAAACAUGUUCAGACCGUGAAAGGAUCCUUAAAGCUCGGAAGUUAAGAGAAAUGCUUAAAGAAGAGCUGAAGAAAGAGCGGAUGUUGUGGAGGCACAGACCUCCAAUAAUUGAAGGACGUUCCCCACCAGACCGUUCUAAAAUGACCAUGAGAGACUUGAUAUACUAUCUGCCAGAAAACAAUCCUAUGAAGUCUUCAUUGGCAGAAGAAAAGAGAGAAAAAAAUUCUGCACUGAGUCAAAUGAAAGAACAGGAAGAGAAAAGUACCCCUGAUCCUGAAGAGGAAGAUGAGGAGGAAGAAGUAGAGAAUGGGGAGGAGAGUCAGGACGGUCCACUUCUAGUUCCUCGUGUGAAAGUAGCAGAAGAUGGUUCAAUUAUUCUGGAUGAAGAAAGUUUAACUGUAGAAGUUCUAAGAACAAAAGGUCCAUGUGUUGUAGAAGAAAAUGAUCCCAUAUUUGAGCGUGGCUCUACAACUACGUAUUCCAGCUUCAGGAAAAGCUUUUACACAAAACCAUGGUCAAAUAAAGAAACAGACAUGUUCUUUUUAGCAAUCAGUAUGGUAGGAACAGACUUCUCCUUGAUUGGACGGCUGUUUCCUCAUAGAGCCAGAGCAGAAAUUAAGAACAAGUUCAAACGUGAGGAAAAAGUUAAUGGAUGGAGGAUAGACAAAGCUUUCAAAGAAAAGCGGCCCUUUGAUUUUGAAUUCUUUGCCCAGCUGCUUGAGAAGGUCUUAGCAGAUGAGGAAAAGAGGAAGCAAAAGACUGUUAAAAGCCAGAAGCCAAAGGAAAAGAAGCCGUCAAGGCCUCGGAAGAAGCCUAAAGGUACUUCAGAAGAAUGCUUGAGAUAUCAUUACAGAGCAGUGGUCAGUAAUGUGGUGCUAGCAGAGCAAAAAAUCACACAGGAAAUCUUUUCCUUCCCUGUUCGGGACAGUGAAGAGAGGAUCCUGGCUUCACAGUGCAGCUCCUUCAGAUGUAAUUUACUGAUACAAGGGAUGGUAAUAAUUGGUAGCAGCCAGCUUCCUGAGGCAGAAGAACAGGUUGCAUUAGAGCCAGCAUUAGCAAAAAAGAAGAGAAAGAAGAAGAGAAAAGAUGAUCUUGAACAGGAAGUGGAGAAUCUUCCAGAGGAAAUGGCCGUCCCUUCAAAAAUUGCUGAAGAAGGGGAAUCCUCUAAGAAAAAAAAAAAAAAGGUACGAAAUGAUGAUGGUCAUACUACCUGUAGAGAAGAACUGGGUAGUGUUAUUGAAGGAAAACAAGAUGAGACUGCUGUUACAGAGGAAGAGAGAUCAGAGUCCUGUUUAUCAGUGAAUGACAUAACAGAGAGAGAAAGCGAUGUCAAUUUAUGCAGCUUUGAAGAUAGCAAUGAUGUUAUACUAGAAAUGGAGUCUGCUAAACUGAGAACCCUAGAUGUUAGACGUGAUAGAUCACAGGAAAGCCAGAUUUCAGAGUUAGCGGUUUCAAAGAUUAGAAGCAAAGAAAGUCAAUCUGAAGAAACUAGAGAAACAAAG
Balearica regulorum gibbericeps (East African grey crowned-crane) is the source of this 2211-nucleotide messenger RNA. The record is from RefSeq and is a predicted model, not a curated record. Lineage: Eukaryota; Metazoa; Chordata; Aves; Gruiformes; Gruidae.